This is a messenger RNA of Oncorhynchus nerka (sockeye salmon), 2172 nucleotides long. It is a transcript of the gene rap2c, whose product is annotated as RAP2C, member of RAS oncogene family. Gene Ontology annotation, biological process: negative regulation of cell migration; Rap protein signal transduction. Lineage: Eukaryota; Metazoa; Chordata; Actinopteri; Salmoniformes; Salmonidae. Gene Ontology annotation, molecular function: GTP binding; GDP binding; GTPase activity. The coding region runs from base 897 to 1448 and encodes 183 amino acids. The record is from RefSeq and is a predicted model, not a curated record. The transcript is spliced from 3 exons. Gene Ontology annotation, cellular component: plasma membrane.
GGUCCAUCCUUUACAUUAUGGCCUGCAUUUUGGAUUGUCGGGUAUCGUUUUAAUGUCCCUGCUGAGGACUAGAACAUAUACUAUCGCACCACAUAUUUGGCGCAUUUUAUAGAUUUGGAAAGAAAAUACGAGCUGCUAACAUACUCGGUUCCACAAGACAUUACAGCUCAGUGGUGGUCGCGAGGGUGAGGCAGUAUCAGUAGGGAGAGGCCGUGAGUACGAAAUUAGGGAAGGGAGUGGGAGGUCUUCCACCUUCUCAGCCUUAACAGCAAGCAGUGUACUGUCGACAGCAUUGGACUAAAACUCCAGCCCAAGGUUCCUAAACGCUAUCUGGCUGUUAAGUGCAGCCCGCUCGGGAUAAGGCCAGGGACCCGCCGUGGCAGACGUUGGCAUUGCGCUUUUGCGGCACCGGUAUGGUUUAUGAUGUGGAACAGUAUGUGAGCAAGCCACAUUCACAUGCUCUCCAUAAAUGGGGACAAUAGGAAAUCAUUAUCAUAUUGUGCAUCUUAGCUAGUUAGCCACCAAGCCAUCUAAUGCGCCGUUUUGUGGCAGAUUAAAGAAACUACUGCCCAUAUUCGUGUCAAGGUAUAUUUACUGUCUGUGUAGGAUUUGGCAUAAGGCUCCUUAUCGUGAGCGAGCAUGAAGGGGCGUUGUGGAUUUAGCCAACUUUGCUAGCUAGCUUACUCAGUCCAAGACUUCUGUAUUUUAACCAGAUUUGUGUUGUUUUAACUUCUUGUAUGUUUUCCAACUGUUAAGCAUACGUGUUAACAUUUUAACUGAGGUUCACUUGUUAGUUUGCAGAGGAGUGUUUUCAAGGUUUGCUUGAUUUAAUGUUGUCAAAGGAAAAACAAUCUAGCUAGCCAGCUAAGUAGCCCAGGUCAAGCUCGUGCACCCUAAUGAAGGAGUACAAAGUGGUUGUGUUGGGAAGCGGAGGCGUUGGCAAGUCCGCGCUGACUGUCCAGUUUGUCACGGGCACGUUCAUCGAAAAAUAUGACCCUACAAUUGAGGACUUCUAUCGGAAAGAGAUUGAAGUGGACUCGUCGCCUUCGGUGUUGGAGAUCCUUGACACGGCAGGGACAGAACAGUUCGCCUCCAUGAGAGACCUGUACAUCAAGAACGGCCAGGGUUUCAUACUUGUCUACAGUCUCGUCAAUCAACAGUCUUUUCAGGACAUCAGGCCGAUGCGAGACCAGAUCGUGCGGGUCAAGCGCUUUGAGAAGGUGCCACUGAUCCUGGUGGGCAACAAGGUGGACCUGGAGUCUGAGAGGGAGGUUGCCGGUGCAGACGGUCGGGCCCUGGCUCAGGAGUGGGGCUGCCCCUUCAUCGAGACCUCAGCCAAGAGCAAGACCAUGGUGGACGAGCUGUUUGCUGAGAUCGUCCGUCAGAUGAACUAUGCCACACUGCCAGAGAAACAGGAGCAGUGCUGCACGGCCUGUGUGGUGCAGUAAAGGAGUAGGGGGACACUGUCCUCUCCACAACUCUCUCCCAGUUCCUGCUUUGAUGACCUAUGACCCCAGGAACCACUUCAGCUCCAUCACACCUUCUGACCUCUCCAGCUGGCAGUAUUACCUACCAGAGGGCAGAUUCUUGUCUGUUCAUGAGCCAAUUCAAGGGAGUCUUGAGCCUGCCCAACCUUUGUUAUCUUGAGUGUGGAAUACAUUCACCUACAGACUCACUGGCCUUCAUGGUUUAGGCCCAGGGAAAACCUACUUUUCAAUGUAUAGGACAGAUUUAUGAGGAUGAAGGGUUGUCUAUGGAUUUCUAUUUUCUCAUUUGGGGUUGGGGAGUGCUGGGGCAAUGAGCAGUGAUCUGCUCGGGACCACAGCGUCCCUUUUUGAAGCUGCUCAGUCAUUAUAUCCCCUAGUUUUACUUUGUACUGGAAUUGGUUUGUUAAAUCUGAUAUCUCAUUUUGACGUGAUAACAGCCAUUGUACAGGUUUGGGCCUCGGGACAGAAUUCAAUCAAACCGUGGUAAAUAUAUGAUUGCUGUGCUCUACAGCAGUGUUUACCAAAUCACCUGAUUUUCAAGUUGUUAGCUAGGUUUCCGACCAAUUGGCGACAGAUUUUCAUAAACGGACUUGUUGCAGGUAGAAAUCACUGCGUGAUGACGUAGUACACACAAUGUACUUUUUUGCAACCGUUUUCAUGUAUGGAAUAAAAAUCUAAAGUUCAA